AUUAUCGUAAGCGUAACAAUUCGUAAUUUCGUAAACAAGUAGGAAAUAAUAUAAGAAAAUCUUUAUAUAAAAAUGACUUUAUCAGAAUUUACGAAAUUAAAGCAACAAAUUGUGUUUGAUGUAGGUAAAUGUGAAAACCAUAUUCAUAUACUUAAUAAAUUAAAAGAAUUCUAUAAAGAUGAUAUAGAUUCUGAUAGAAGAUUUGAACAAAUUAAUACAAUUGGGCAGUUAAUUAACAUAUUAGAAAUUAGGAAUGUUCUAUCGGAAGAUGAUGUCGGACCUUUAAAAGAAAUCGCUCGUAGAAUUAACAAUGACGAUCUUUUAGAAAGGAUAUGUGACUAUGAAGUAAAUCAUAUUUCAAAAGGAUAUAUUAAUCAAUAUGUUAUUGAGAAUAUACCAAUGACAUCUAUUAAGCAACAAAUGACAGAAAAUAAAGAAAGCUGUCUACAAAAUCAUCCUUUUGGUGCAAUGAGUCCAAAAAAAAUGCUAAGAAUUAGAGAAACAAUCAUAGAAGAAAUUGGAAGCUUUUGGCGUGACUUGGGAAGAAAUCUUAAAAUCCGGGAAUGUAAGAUAGAUGAAAUUGAUACCAAUUAUAAUAGUUUGCCAUCCAAGGCUUCACAAUUAAUGAAUAUAUUCGAGUCUAGAGCGGAUAAACAAAGAUGGUUCUUUGUUUUAUGUGAAGCAUUAGAGAAAUCCCGUAGAAAAGACUUAAGUAAGACUCUGCAAGAAAUUAUGGCUAUGAAUAUAUCAUGACUUCAUUUCAUCUACUAAGGUUUUCAAUAUAAUAAUAAAAGAAACCCUUUAUAUAAUAAAUAUAUCAACUAAAUGUAACAUGUAGGUAUAAAAUCACCGACAUGGUAAUGGUUAAUCCUUCAAUAAGACAAUUUUGUCUAAGUUGUUAUCUACACAUGUACAACUUUUUAUGAAGUCAGUUCUGCAGUAUGCCAUCAUACUACAGAAAAUAUAAUACUAAAAGUUAUUAUGUACCAAUAAGAUGGCCUUUUUAGUAGAUUUAGUUUAUCAGGUGUAAGCAAACUCUGUCACCUGACACUAAUGGCAUUUUAUAUCUUACAAUAUAUACAACAUUAGUGUAACCAUGGGUAUUACAAUAAUUAUUUAAAACCAUAUCAUUUUGUCAAUAGUUCAAAUAGGUAUAGAGAACCUGCAUAACCUUGAUAGUUAACAUUAAAGUGGUGAGAUUUAGUAUUAAGAGUGUGAAAAAAAUGGAAAUUUAUACUGCACUAACUAUAAAGUAAUAAUUAGUUUUAAAUAAGUCAGACAUAAUUAUUUAGAAAAAAAUGUUCCAGAUUUGUAACCCUCAUCUGAUAAAAAGGGGUAAAUAAAAUAAUUGCAGUUUCAUAAAAUUAUGUUACUUGACUACUAUUUUGUAACUAUAGUAUUUUUUAAAAUAUUAAUAGAUGAUUAUUUUAGCUGAGUUGAAACAUAAUUUCUCCCAGACUAUAUAAUUCAUAUAAAAAAAUAAAGUAAUCUAAAAAAUGAUACAUCCAUAUUCUUGAGUUUUGGGUUGCCUUGAGGUAUUUAAGACUUAAAAAUAAUCAAAUUACCUUCACUUAAUACUAUUUACGGUCUUAAUCCACUUUUGUCAACAUGCUAAAUACUGUUAUGAUAGAAAACAAAAAGCAGUAUGAGACAACGCAAGACAAUAACCUGCUGAUCUUGGUUUGUUUUUAAAAUUAAGUAAUAAUGAGAGUUAGAAGAAUACCUACAUGUUUACAAAAGGCUUGACCCCUAAUUAAAUUUUUUUUGUUUUGAUUUACUGAGGCCCUAGUCUUUAAGCAGGUUGUCCAUAAUCCUAAAAGACAUUUAAAAAAUUAAUUCACAAUAAUUAUAUUAGAAACUAUCUUUUUUAUUAUUUUAAUUCAGAAACUUAUAACACUGAUCUGGUGUAUCACAUGUGUUAUAUUCAAUUUCAUAAAUAUUAAACUGUACCAAUGUCUAUGAGCAUUAUGAUUUGUCAAACCAACUUUUACAUCAUUUGUUUCCUAUCCUGACCUAUUGACCAUUAUACUGAAGAAUAUUAUAUAGAUUUGCCCUAAAUAUAGCUAUGUAAGGGCGCAUUUUCAUUGGUCGAUAAGGCCCGCAUUCGGUGUGCGGGAGAUUUCUGUAACACAUGCCAUAGGGCCCGCAAAGAGUUUAUCGUUUUCACUGGUCGUCAGAGCGCAUACGAGGUGCGGGUGAUUUCUAUAACGCAUAUAUAAAUAUCAAUAUAUGAAUGCGGAUAUCACCCGCACACGUUUAAUCGACCGAGUUAUCGACCAGUGGAUUUCAUUGAUUGUUAGCUCGCAUGCGGGUACUCCCCGCAAUCGGGCUAACUACCGACUUAUCGACCAAUGAAAAUGCGCCUUAUGAAGAGUUCAAACAGCUGUUCUGGGUAUGACUGGUCUUGAAGACUUACAAUGCUUGUUUUGACCUGCUUAUGUAUGCUUCAUUUUAAACAAUUUCGUUGCCUGUAUUUCCAUGUGUAUUUUUAUAAACAAUAAUAAAUUUAUAGUUAUUUAUAAAACAGGAUUGAAUUAAA
Molecule: messenger RNA, 2539 nt
Organism: Vanessa atalanta (red admiral)
Lineage: Eukaryota; Metazoa; Arthropoda; Insecta; Lepidoptera; Nymphalidae
Product: fas-associated death domain protein-like
Exons: 2
Coding region: 73-753 (226 amino acids)
Biological process (GO): regulation of apoptotic process; signal transduction
Molecular function (GO): protein binding
Source: RefSeq, a predicted model, not a curated record